AGUGGUCACAAGAACCAGACUCGUGAAGACGGACGAACAGAGAGAGGGAGAGAGAGAGAUGUCGAUACCUCCAAAAAGCCCCAAACCUUUUAUCUCUCUCUUUCUCUUUCUCUCCGUCUCUUUCCACUGAAUUCGAUUCCAUGGUGGUGCGUCUCUGACAGCAAGCAGGGUUGGGUGGUCUUAUCUUCUCUUCUCUAACCCCUCUCCCUCUCUCUCUCCACUGCAACUGUCUGCGCAAACUUGGUUGUCUCGUCGCGGCAGAUUUGUCAAUUUUCACUCGAACGGUUUCGGGAAAGGUACUUGGACCUUCGAUUCUUUUCCUCUCUGAUCUGGGUGGGGCGUGAGAUUCAGGAAUUCGGUGAUCAUGCUUCAGAGUCUGGUGCCUCAGUCCCCCAUCAAUUCCAACACCACCACCACCACCAACAACCACCCUGCGGCUAGUAAUUCUUCCUCCAUGAGAGCCAAGCGCAGCGUCGACCGUGGAGAGUCCUCCGGCGACCACGACGAGGACUCGUCCCGGAAGCGCGUGAAUUUGUCCGCGGAGGCGUCUAUUUCCGGCGAGAAGACCGGCGCCGCCGACCAGGACGAAGCGCUGGUCGACAGCGAGUCCUCCGGUCUGCGGCUUUUAGGCCUUCUGCUGCAAUGUGCCGAGUACAUCGCCGUGGACAACCUCGACGAAGCCAGCGAUCUGUUGCCGGAAAUCUGGGAGCUCUCGUCGCCGUUCGGGUCCUCGCCGGAGCGCGUCGCGGCGUACUUCGCCGAAGCUCUGCAGGCGCGAGUCAUCAGCUCGUGCCUUGGCACCUACUCUCCGCUCAACAUCAAAGCCCUAACCCUUGCCCACAGCCAGAAGAUCUGCAACGCUCUCCAGUCCUACAAUUCCAUCAGUCCGCUCAUCAAAUUCUCGCACUUCACCGCCAAUCAGGUCAUCUUCCAGGCGCUCGAAGGAGAGGAUUGCGUCCACGUCAUCGACCUCGACAUAAUGCAAGGGCUCCAAUGGCCGGGGCUGUUCCACAUCCUCGCCUCCCGGUCCAAGAAACUCAGAUCAAUGCGAAUCACCGGCGUCGGAUCGUCGAUUGAGCUGCUCGAAGCCACCGGCCGUCGCCUCGCCGACUUCGCGAGCUCCCUCGGCCUGCCGUUCGAGUUCCACCCGCUGGAAGGCAAGGUCGGCAACAUAACCGACCUGAGUCAACUCGUGGUCCGGCCGGGCGACGCCACGGUGGUGCACUGGAUGCACCACUGCCUGUACGACAUCACUGGGAGCGACUUGGGGACGCUGAGACUGCUGACUCUUCUCCGGCCGAAGCUGAUCACCAUCGUGGAGCAAGAUCUGAGCCACAGGGGCAACUUCCUCGGGCGGUUCGUCGAGGCGCUGCAUUACUACUCCGCGCUGUUCGACGCGCUGGGGGACGGACUUGGUGCGGACAGCGUAGAGAGGCACCAGGUGGAGCAGCAGCUGUUCGGGAGCGAGAUCAAGAACAUCGUCGCCGUCGGGGGCCCGAAGCGCACCGGCGAGGUGAAGGUGGAGCGGUGGGGAGAGGAGCUCCGUCGGAUCGGGUUCCGACCCGUGUCGCUGGCGGGCAACCCGGCGGCCCAGGCGAGCUUGUUGCUGGGGAUGUUCCCGUGGAGAGGCUACACUCUGGUGGAGGAAAACGGGUGUUUGAAGCUGGGCUGGAAGGAUCUGUCGCUGUUGACCGCCUCCGCCUGGCAGCCGUCCGAUUAGUUUACUCCGUCGUUUUCAGCCGUCCAUUUUGGAAAUGCCAGUCGGCUUGACAUUGCAAUCGGGGCUCUCUCUCUCUCUCUCUCUCUCUCUCUCUUCUCUAAUAAUAGGUGCUGAAGAGGCAAAGGGUCCUCCUUUUCUUUCAUAUAACAUAAUUUAAUUCUUUUGAAUAUUGCAAAA
Messenger RNA from Diospyros lotus (date-plum), 1897 nucleotides. RefSeq names its product scarecrow-like protein 23. Gene Ontology annotation, cellular component: nucleus. The transcript has a single exon. Gene Ontology annotation, biological process: regulation of DNA-templated transcription; bundle sheath cell fate specification; leaf development. Gene Ontology annotation, molecular function: sequence-specific DNA binding; DNA-binding transcription factor activity. Lineage: Eukaryota; Viridiplantae; Streptophyta; Magnoliopsida; Ericales; Ebenaceae. The record is from RefSeq and is a predicted model, not a curated record. Bases 365 to 1720 code for a protein of 451 amino acids.